Messenger RNA from Theobroma umbraticum, 1213 nucleotides. It is a transcript of the gene THO7, whose product is annotated as Tho complex subunit 7/Mft1p. Lineage: Eukaryota; Viridiplantae; Streptophyta; Magnoliopsida; Malvales; Malvaceae. Gene Ontology annotation, cellular component: THO complex part of transcription export complex. The record is from RefSeq and is a predicted model, not a curated record. Gene Ontology annotation, biological process: mRNA export from nucleus; mRNA processing.
AAGCCACUUAACCUUACGUUAGGGCUCGCUUUUCGUUCUGUCGAGACUCGAAAUUUGAAAGGCGACCCUAAAAUCUCCAUGAACGAGUUACGACCGAGUCACUCAGCUACAAAAUCUUCCUCUCUCCAAGAUUUUUGAGUUGGUUUGGGGGAAUAAUAGUACAUUUAGAUGUUGGGGAAAGGAAGGAAAGUGUCCAGUAGGGGAGAGACAGUGGCUGCAAAUUAUGCUUUUGGCCCUGCUGAAGAUGAUAUCAUUAUAAAACACAGGCUUCUGACCCGCACCACUACCACAAGAGGUGAACCCCCAUUGAAGAAACUUCAAAAGAAGUUUACCUCGUUUGUGCUAGAGGUUGAGAAGGAUGAAGAUAACUAUAAUGAAUGUGCAAAACUUUCCAAGGCUUUCUUACAAGAGUUGUCGACGUUUGAGAUUCCUCUUUUAAAGAGUAAAGCUGUUAUUGAUUCAAAUCUUAGAGAGAAAGAGAACUUCAAUGAGUUAAAAGAUGAGAUAAAUAGGCAGAUAUUACAGGCACAGACUGACAUAGAAGAUCUAAAGAAACAACUUGAGGAAAGUAAGAUUGAGAGGCAGCACAAGGAGGAGUGUGAGGCAAUUAGGAAAUUGAUUUCUGCACCACCACCUAGAUCAGAGACACAGAAAAGUAUAACAGAAUUAGAGAAAGAGAUUGCAGCAUUGGAGGCAGAGAACACUGCUGGUUCAAGGUUGCUAGAGCUCCGGAAGAAACAGUUUGCUCUGUUAUUACAUGUGGUGGAUGAGUUGCAAAAUACCAUAGAGGAGGAACAAAAGAGUUUGAUUGAGGAGAUGAGAAUGGUGACUGAAGAGCAGAAGAGUGGAAUGGAAGAUGCCAAUGGGGGCUCAGAAGCAAUGGCUGUUGAUUAGCUGGGUGCUGCAUCUUAGUUUUGCGGUUGAAGGUUGUGUACUUCUAAAUUAUGAUCUGUUUCUAUUCAUGCAAAUACAUUUGUUUUAUGGUUCAAUGUAGUGAAACAUCAGAUUAUUCUUCACUGUUGUUUGGGAUAUAUUGAGAAAACAUUUGAAUUACUAAUGAUCUACAGUCAGCACUCAGCAUAGGAUGUGAAAAGGUGGCUUAGCCCCUCUUAUGUGAUACUCUUUGUCACUUAGUCCCUCAAUCUUCCUUGUAGUAUUAUGGUAGUUGUGUAAACAAAAUUAAUGAAUGUAGCUGUUUAAAUUUGGUUUCAAA